Messenger RNA from Chrysochloris asiatica (Cape golden mole), 4778 nucleotides. RefSeq names its product nuclear factor of activated T-cells 5, tonicity-responsive (gene NFAT5). Gene Ontology annotation, biological process: cytokine production; regulation of transcription by RNA polymerase II; calcineurin-NFAT signaling cascade. The coding region runs from base 192 to 4778 and encodes 1528 amino acids. The transcript has 14 exons. Gene Ontology annotation, cellular component: transcription regulator complex. Lineage: Eukaryota; Metazoa; Chordata; Mammalia; Afrosoricida; Chrysochloridae. The record is from RefSeq and is a predicted model, not a curated record. Gene Ontology annotation, molecular function: RNA polymerase II cis-regulatory region sequence-specific DNA binding; DNA-binding transcription factor activity, RNA polymerase II-specific; transcription factor binding.
CCGCCGUUUCUUCGGUCUUCGGCCCAGUGGAAGUCACUGCUGCCCUCGAAGAGGAGGCAGCGACAGCGGUAGCCGCCCUCGCCUCGCCUCGCCGCCCCCGGUUCGGUGCCCGCGGUCCCGGAGAGGAGGUGCCGCCGCCACCGCCGCUCCCCCCCUCCCGCAGCCCUCGGGCCGGGCUGGGUCGAGCUGCGAUGCCCUCGGACUUCAUCUCAUUGCUCAGCGCGGACCUAGACCUGGAAUCGCCCAAGUCCCUGUACUCGCGAGAAUCUGUCUAUGAUCUUCUCCCAAAGGAGUUACAAUUACCUCCACCUAGAGAAACAUCUGUAGCAUCAAUGAGUCAGACAAGCGGUGGUGAGGCAGGGUCGCCUCCUCCAGCUGUAGUUGCUGCUGAUGCUUCUUCAGCUCCCUCCUCUUCCUCCAUGGGCGGUGCUUGCAGCUCCUUUACCACCUCUUCCAGCCCUACCAUUUAUUCUACCUCAGUCACCGACAGCAAGGCUAUGCAAGUGGAGAGCUGCUCCUCAGCCGUGGGGGUAAGUAACAGAGGGGUAAGUGAAAAGCAGUUAACCAGUAACACAGUCCAGCAGCAUCCAUCAACACCGAAGAGGCACACAGUCUUGUACAUCUCACCACCACCUGAGGACUUGCUGGAUAACAGUCGGAUGUCCUGCCAGGAUGAGGGGUGUGGAUUGGAAUCUGAGCAGAGCUGCAGUAUGUGGAUGGAGGAUUCCCCCUCCAACUUCAGUAACAUGAGCACCAGUUCCUACAAUGAUAACACUGAGGUACCUCGUAAAUCACGAAAACGAAAUCCAAAGCAGAGGCCGGGGGUCAAACGACGAGACUGUGAAGAAUCUAAUAUGGAUAUAUUUGAUGCCGACAGUGCCAAAGCACCUCACUAUGUGCUUUCUCAGCUUACUACGGACAGCAAAAGCAACUCAAAAGCAGGAAAUGGAACAUUAGAAAACCAAAAGGGAGCUGGAGUAAAGAAGAGCCCUAUGUUGUGUGGACAGUAUCCUGUUAAAAGUGAGGGAAAGGAGCUGAAGAUAGUGGUACAACCUGAGACCCAGCACCGAGCUCGAUACCUAACUGAGGGCAGCCGUGGCUCUGUAAAGGACAGAACUCAGCAAGGCUUUCCUACAGUAAAGCUGGAAGGCCAUAGUGAACCAGUAGUGUUGCAAGUGUUUGUGGGUAAUGACUCUGGUCGAGUAAAACCACAUGGCUUUUAUCAGGCCUGCAGGGUAACUGGACGAAAUACAACUCCUUGCAAAGAAGUGGAUAUCGAAGGCACUACUGUUAUAGAAGUUGGCCUUGAUCCUAGCAACAAUAUGACACUGGCGGUGGACUGUGUCGGAAUAUUGAAAUUGAGAAAUGCUGAUGUUGAAGCCAGAAUAGGAAUUGCUGGUUCCAAGAAAAAAAGCACUCGUGCCAGAUUGGUUUUUCGAGUUACUAUCACAAGGAAAGAUGGCUCCACAUUGACACUGCAAACACCCUCUUCUCCAAUUUUAUGUACCCAGCCAGCAGGCGUGCCAGAAAUCUUAAAGAAAAGUUUGCAUAGCUGUUCGGUAAAAGGAGAAGAAGAAGUGUUUUUAAUUGGAAAGAAUUUUCUGAAAGGAACUAAGGUUAUUUUCCAAGAAAAUGUUUCUGAUGAAAACUCUUGGAAGUCAGAAGCUGAAAUCGACAUGGAAUUAUUUCAUCAGAAUCAUCUUAUUGUGAAGGUGCCCCCAUAUCAUGACCAACAUAUAACUCUGCCUGUAUCAGUGGGAAUAUACGUAGUUACCAAUGCUGGAAGAUCGCAUGAUGUUCAGCCAUUCACUUAUACUCCAGACCCAGGUAUGUUAAAUAAAUAUAUUAAGAAACAAAUUAAANNNCCUGCGAGACCUUGUUCUUUUGAAGAGGCCAUGAAAGUAAUGAAAACUACUGGAUGUAACUUGGAUAAGGUAAAUAUCCUUCCUAAUGCCCUGAUCCCUCCACUCAUGUCAAGCAGUAUGAUUAAGAGUGAAGAUGUUACUCCAAUGGAAGUAACAGCAGAAAAAAGAUCUUCCCCUAUUUUUAAGACUACAAAAACAGUUGGAUCAAAUCAGCAAACUUUAGAAACUAUCUCUAACAUAACAGGAAAUGGGUCUUUUUCAUCAUCAUCAUCUUCCCACUUAUCAUCUGAAAAUGAAAAGCAGCAACAGAUUCAGCCCAAGGCAUACAACUCAGAGACCCUAACAACUAUCCAAACACAGGACAUUUCACAGCCUGGUACCUUUCCAGCAGUUUCUGCUUCUAGUCAACUGCCUAAUAGUGAUGCACUACUGCAGCAAGCUACACAGUUUCAGACAAGAGAAACUCAAUCUAGAGAGGUAUUACAGUCAGAUGGUACUGUGGUUAAUUUGUCACAGCUGACUGAGGCAUCACAGCCACAACAGUCACCACUACAAGAACAAGCACAGGCUUUACAGCAGCAGAUUUCAUCAAAUAUUUUUCCAUCACCAAAUAGUGUGAGUCAGCUCCAGAAUACUAUUCAACAGUUGCAAGCAGGAAAUUUUACGGGCAGUACUGCUAGUGGCAGCAGUGGAAAUGUUGACUUGGUCCAGCAAGUUUUAGAGGCUCAACAACAGUUAUCUUCUGUUUUAUUUUCUGCUCCAGAUGGUAAUGAGAACGUUCAAGAACAGCUUAGUGCAGACAUUUUUCAACAAGUCAGUCAAAUUCAAAAUAGUGUAAGCCCUGGAAUGUUUCCCUCAGCAGAGCCAGCAGUCCAUACCAUACCAGAUAAUUUAAUCCCUGGAAGAGGUGAAAAUGUUCACCAACAGACUGACAAUGCAUUAUCUAAUCAGCAACAGCAACAGCAGCAACAGCAAGUGAUGGAAUCGUCAGCUGCAAUGGUGAUGGAGAUGCAACAGAGUAUUUGUCAGGCAGCUGCCCAAAUUCAGUCAGAAUUAUUUCCUUCAACCGCUACAGCAAAUGGAAACCUUCAACAAUCUCCAGUUUACCAGCAGACUUCUCACAUGAUGAGUGCAUUAUCUACCAGUGAGGACAUGCAGAUGCAGUGUGAAUUGUUUUCUUCUCCGCCUGCAGUUUCUGGAAAUGAAACUUCUGCAACCACCACUCAGCAGGUUGCAACCACUGGCACUAACAUGUUUCAGACAUCAAGUUCAGGAGAUGGAGAAGAAACUGGAGCACAAGCAAAACAGAUGCAGAGUAGUGUCUUUCAGACCAUGGUCCAAAUGCAGCACAGUGGGGACAGUCAACCUCAAGUUAAUCUCUUCUCAUCUACAAAAACAAUGAUCAAUGUUCAGAAUAGUAGUACCCAGCAGCAAGGCAACGGUUUGUUCCAGCAAGGUAAUGAGAUGAUGUCACUUCAGUCUGGGAAUUUUUUGCAGCAGUCUUCUCAUUCACAAGCUCAGCUUUUUCAUCCUCAAAAUCCUAUUGCUGAUGCUCAGAACCUUUCCCAGGAAACUCAAGGUUCUAUUUUUCAUAGUUCAGGCCCUAUGGUCCACAGUCAGACUUCUACAACCUCCUCUGAACAAAUGCAGCCUCCAUUGUUUCACUCUCAAAGUACCAUUGCUGUGCUACAGGGCUCCUCUCAAGACCAGCAACCAACCAACAUAUUUCUUUCCCAGAGUCCUAUGAGUAAUCUCCAGACUAACACAGUAGCUCAAGAGGAACAGAUUUCAUUUUUUGCAGCACAGAAUUCAAUUUCUCCACUUCAGUCAACAUCAAAUUCUGAGCAACAAACUGCUUUCCCACAGCAAGCUCCACUAUCACACAUUCAGACCCCUAUGCUUUCCCAAGAACAGGCACAACCGUCUCAGCAGGGUCUAUUUCAGCCUCAGGUAUCUCUGGGCUCCCUUCCACCUAAUCCAAUGCCUCAGAACCAACAAGGAGCAAUCUUCCAGCCUCAGCAUUCAAUGGUUGCCAUUCAGAGUAACUCUCCAUCUCAGGAGCAGCAGCAGCAGCAGCAGCAGCAGCAACAGCAGCAGCAGCAGCAGCAGCAGCAGAGCAUUUUAUUCAGUAAUCAGAAUACCAUGGCUACUAUGGCAUCCCAAAAGCAACCAACACCUAACAUGAUAUUCAGUCCUAAUCAAAAUCCAAUGGCUAAUCAAGAGCAACAGAACCAGUCAGUUUUUCACCAACAAAAUAAUAUGGCACCAAUGAAUCAAGAUCAACAGCCCAUGCAAUUUCAGAAUCAGCCCACAGUUUCCUCACUUCAAAACCCAGGUUCUACCCAGUCUGAAUCACCACAAACCUCCUUGUUCCAUACGUCUUCUCAGAUUCAGUUGGUCCAAGGGUCACCAAGUUCUCAAGAGCAGCAAGUAACCCUCUUCCUUUCUCCAGCAUCUAUGUCUGCAUUGCAGAGCAGUAUAAACCAACAAGACAUGCAGCAGUCUCCUCUUUAUUCUCCUCAGAACAACAUGCCUGGAAUCCAAGGAGCCACAUCUUCACCUCAACCACAGACUGCUUUAUUUCACAACACUGCAGGAGGCACAAUGAAUCAACUACAAAAUUCUCCUGGCUCAUCUCAACAGACGUCAGGAAUGUUCUUAUUUGGCAUUCAAAAUAACUGUAGUCAGCUUUUAACGUCUGGACCAGCCGCAUUGCCAGAUCAGUUGAUGUCUAUAAGUCAGCCUGGCCAACCACAAAAUGAGGCCCAGCCACCUGUGACAACACUUCUGUCUCAGCAAAUGGCAGAGAAUUCUCCACUGGCAUCAUCUAUAAAUACCAGUCAGAACAUUGAAAAGAUUGAUUUGCUUGUUUCGUUACAAAACCAAGGAAACAAUUUAACUGGCUCCUUUUAA